This is a messenger RNA of Miscanthus lutarioriparius, 2118 nucleotides long. The record is from the annotation of a GenBank genome assembly. NCBI's taxonomy places the organism in Eukaryota, Viridiplantae, Streptophyta, Magnoliopsida, Poales, Poaceae.
AUGGCGGACUCCACGGCCAUGACCGUCGACUUCCUCCGCGCGCGGCUGCUCUCAGAGCGGUCCGUGUCCCGCGCCGCCAAGGAGCGCGCGGACGAGCUCGCCAAGAGGGUCGCGGAGCUGGAGGAGCAGGUCCGGGCGGUGACGGCGCAGAGGCGGCAGGCGGAGCGGGCGGCCGCCGAGGUGCUCGCCGUCCUGGAGUCCCAGGGCUUUGGCGGCCACCUCUCGGACGUGGCGGACGACUCUGGCCACGACAGCGGCGAGGAGGACGACGGCAAGAGGCGCGGUGACACGGCCGGCGCCACCGGGGAGGAGGGAGAGGAGGAGGAGCCAUCGGCAGCCAAGGGCGAGGCGGAGGACGCGCUGUCCGGGACGGCCCAGCCCGGCGGGCUUUCGUGGAAAGGCCGCAGCGUGAGCCCGCGCAAGGCCAGGCAGCUCAAGCAGAAGCACAGGCGGAGCUACUUCUACUUGCUCUCCUCCGAUCCCUCGCCCAAGUACCGAGUGGGGCAGUCGUGCCGCAAGAACAAGAGGCGGGUGGAGCUGAGCGAUGUCAUCAGGUCGGUGGCAACGCAAGAUGACGGCGGGGGCGGGGGGAGUCAGAAAUGUCGGCAAGACGGGUCGGAUAUUACGGACGAUGGCCAAGCUGACAUGGACGGCGAGGUGGGUGGCGAUGAGCGGAGUUCAGGGACCGGUGGUGGUGGCGGCCAGUACGUGAUCAGGUACGAGGAGGAUGGGGAGAUGGAGAGGGUGCUAGAGAGGCAGGCCGAGCUGAUAGGGCAGUACGAGGAAGAGGAGAAAGCUCAGAGGGAGUGGGAGAAGCAGUACAACGAGAACAGGAAUGCAAACAAGGGUGGCGUCGAGUUAAAGAAUAAGUCAUAUCAGAAAGAUGCAGCCGCUAAAUCAAAUGUGACAAAACUCCCCAUCACCAACAACCCGUCUGCUGAACGUCUGCCGAACGGUUCCCUUUCAGAAUCGCUCCAAAACGGUGCCCAGCGGCGUGAAGCAAACGAAGAGCCCGAUCAUGGUUGUGCGCAGACGUUUUCCAUUUCAGCACAAGAAAGCUCCAACAGCAGCACUGUCACAAGGCAAGAUCAAGACCGCGGAGGCCAAAUAUCUGACGGCGAUUCAGGCUACAGUACCAAUGCUCGGUCUCCUAAGCACGACGCCGUCAUCAGAGCACCAUCAGAUGGGAGCCCAUCGAGUGACACCCUCAACAGCAAGGUCACCGACUGGAGCUCGUCACAGUUCCAUGACUGCACAGACAGCCAGCUUGACACACAGUCGUCGUAUCCACCGCCGUCAUGCAGCAUUGCACACAUAGAGAGUGUCCUGCAGGCGCUUCAACGCGCCAGGAUAUCCCUGAGCGCCAGGCUGAGCAAGCCAGUUCCUCCCAGCCAGGUGACCCUGGCGCUCCCGGCGCCCGGAGAUGAGCACAGAGAGUACGACGACCUGCCGGCCAACGAUGACGACGAAGACUCGUAUGGUGAAAAGCUCAGCGGUUCAAGUCCAGCACUUCAGGAGAUGCUGGCGCUCCCGGCACCAGAGGAUUACCAUGAAAGGGACAGGGAGGAUUCGCUGCUGGACAACGCUGCCACUUCCCAUGUAGAGAAAUCAAGCAGCUCGAGCCCUCCUCGUGAGGAGAUGCUGGCACUCCCCGCGCCAGGAGACGAUUACCGCAAGGAGAUCGAGGAUUACAUGAAGAUCCCCGUCGGCACUCCCGGUCUAUUCCGGUUGCCCAUAGACUCGUUUCCAGCGGAUGAGAAAAUGUUCUCAGGUACUGCCUGUGGUUCAGGGUUUAGUCUGGGAGCAGCGGCUCGCCAUGCCACGAGCAUUUUGAGCAACCCUGCUGCUUCUUGUGGUGCCGCGACCGCGACAUCAGUUCCAUCGGUUCCCAGUGAUGGUUCUGGAUUCCCAUCAAGGCAGGGAAUUGAUCUUCAGGCCUCUCCACUUCUCUCGGUGCCUGCUUCUGGUAGGUGUAUCAGCAUGCCAACACCAGAUUUUGCAGUUGGGACUGGAAUUCCAGGACUUCAGGAUCUGAACAGGGGGAUGCCUCUUCCAGAUGCAGAUCUGUUCAUCCAGUGUGGUAUCGAUUGCACCAUCUCUAAUAAGUGGAUGUUGUAA